AUGGGUGCUACUGCCCUUCAAAUAUCGGGAAUUCCCGAGGAGGAGCUCACUCGUCUGAGGGCAUCGUUGUCGAAACUCUGGGCCGGCUUCGACGAACGUCUUAUCUACACCUUCAAGAUCGCACCAUGGGACCAAGGAGAGCCGACUCCGUUUCCUGAGGAGUGGAAGUCACCAGAGUGUCAAGGCUGGGACGACCUUGAAGUCCUCAAGAUUGCGAGUAUGAGUUGCUUACGGUUCGUCAAUAUUACGAAGUAUUAUCCGCGAGCAUAUCAGUUCAAGGCAGUAUUGGUCGCAUGUAUCUCCUCGGCAACGUCUCGAAGUCCCCAAGGCUGGCAUGCAUUCGUUAAAGUGGCACUGACAAGUCUAUUCAAAGGCUGCACUACUGUCCCGGAGCCUCUGGCCAAGCAUUUGAUCACCGACAAUCUCAUUCAAACUGCCUUCUGCAAGAUACUACCCGGUUUUUCAGAAGAUCAGCAUAGUCUGGAUAGGCCUUUGGGAACAUUCAAGGGAGCUCUCAGACUUGCUGGUGAGUACACGAGUAUCAAUGCUUUUGGAACGGUCGAUGGAGCGUGGCAAUCUGGUCGCCACCAUGCCGUUGAGAUCAUCAGAGAGCAUGUUGAGAAUCAUCAAGCAUCUCUGGACGCUGAGUCAACUCACAAUGAGACGGAGACCGACCUUGUCAAAGUCGACGAGGACGAGAGCUCGAUUGCUCAGACUAGUAUCCCGGCCUCAGCUGCUGACGAUGGA
Perkinsus marinus ATCC 50983 is the source of this 747-nucleotide messenger RNA. RefSeq lists its product as hypothetical. NCBI's taxonomy places the organism in Eukaryota, Perkinsozoa, Perkinsida, Perkinsidae. The record is from RefSeq and is a predicted model, not a curated record. The transcript has a single exon. Gene Ontology annotation, molecular function: oxidoreductase activity. The annotation marks the transcript as partial.